Molecule: messenger RNA, 357 nt
Organism: Parnassius apollo (apollo)
Lineage: Eukaryota; Metazoa; Arthropoda; Insecta; Lepidoptera; Papilionidae
Source: the annotation of a GenBank genome assembly
AUGGUCAGGACGAAGGAUGGCGACGGAAUCAAGAGUAGUAUGAUCGUGUCGGAAGUGGAAAAAAGACCUUGUUUAUUCGAUACGAAUCAUACAAAUUAUGGAGACAGGGCAGAGAAGGCACGCUGCUGGGAUGAAGUGUGCGAGAGCGUAGUGCCGGGCUGGUGUGCGCUGGGGCCGACGGAGAAGUUAGCGGCCGGUAUGUUCACGCUAUCUCGCCUAUUUGCGGAUGUAGACUCGCCGCAACGGGCGCUCGCAGCCACCUUACGCUCUAUAACCGGUCGGGUUGCAAUUGUCGCGUACGACUUGCGUGCUCUUUGUUCGGACAUUUAUAUUCUGAUGCUUUCGAAAUAUGACUAA